AUGGGCACCCAGGAUGAGCAAAGUAAGGAUGGCAGGGAAGGGAAGGACAGGCAGGAUGAGCAAGGAGCCCAUAGGAGAGGAGAUUCCCUUGGCAGCAUUGACGAUUAUCACUUGCUAAGCGGUGAGGGGAUAGGUGAGAGCGAGUUAAAGGAUGUAGACAAGGAGCUGGAAAGGAUGGCCAACAUGGGGGAGCUAAAGGAAAUGACGUCGGAGGAGUUUAGGGAGCUGAUGAGAGGCGAUUUGGAUGGAGAAGGCGACCCGGAUGGAGGAGGCAACCCGGAUGGAGGAGGCAACCCGGAUGGAGGAGGCAACCUAGGUGUUGAUUUCAAUCCCUCGAGGAAUUCCCAACAGAAGAAGAACCCGUCUAGGUACUCCCAAAUGAGUUUCUUGAACGAUGAUUUUCAGCUAAAGGAGGACUCUCAUUUUACCAACUUGAAUUCGAAGUCGAGUCGGAGGAGAGACAGUCACCUGUCACUGGGGAACAUGCGUAACUCUUCAAUUUUUAAUUUAAGUGUAACGGAUGACAACGGAAAGAGGUGGUCCCAUAAUUAUAACUCCGGAGGGAAUGACAGAUUUCAUGCUUCCCUUUCGCGCACGGAUAAUGCUUAUGAUAGCGAUCUGAUAACGCCCUCUCCGUCGAAGGGGCAGGGCGAGGGGGGGAGCUCGGAGGUGGACCCGCAGAGGGGGGGCGCCAGGAGAAGUGACGCCAGGAGAAGUGACGCCAGGAGAAGUGAUGCGCGAAGUGAUGCACGAAGUGGCGGGAGAAGUGACGCCCGAAGUGACGCCCGAAGUGACGCCCGAAGUGACGCCCGAAGUGACGCCCGAAGUGGGAGACGCUCCAUUGACGUGCUGGAGGAGGAGCUAGACAAACUAAAGAGAGGCUUCCUGCUGAACAAUGGAGAACAUAGUCACCUGAGUGACAGGUCGAAUGAAGAUUUGCUGGAGGGAGGAGGAUACGCAAGCGACUCGGAGUUUUUAAAAAGAACCUCAUUAGACAAGAAAAUAAAUGUCGACAUGAAUUUUGGAAAUGACGACUCACUAAAUAACAGUAGAUUAUCUAAUGGGAGCUACUCCCUUUGGGAGAGCAGAAUCAGUAGCUCUAGGAAGAUAGGACUAAAGAAUGAGACACCAAAGAAAGGAAUUUUAAAGCAGAGCAACUCGUUUUCCCCGAUAAAGGAACUACCCGAGAAUAUUAGUGCACGAAAGAAGUCGGUGCAGUUUUCCCAUAGAUCUAUUGCCGUUUUCGAUGACAAAGAAAAAGUAUCACCUCUACAUCUAACUCAGUUUACUAGAAUUUCUAGCGAUUCUAAUAAAUCCGAAAUGAAACAAAAAAGUGCAUCUAACGAUUCUAGUUCCGACAAAGAAAAGGUCGAAAUAUUUCAUGAAAAGUUGGCCACUAGUAUGGAUAAGUCGCCAAUCGAUGAGCUACUGUAUAGAUAUGAUAGUCUUAACGGUGCCAAGAGAAGCUCCAUUGGCUACCCUAUCGGUGGGAAUGGAAAUGGGAAUGCACCUAACGACUUCGUCAGGAGAAUGUCUUCCGAAUCGAUGCGAUUUAAAACAAAGACCUCUGUGGAUAUGGUACAGUCGGCUCGCCUAUCCCCCAUUAAGAAUAGACCUAAAGGGGGGAACACAAAAAAGAGCAACCAUCUCGAUGGAGACAAGGAGGAGGAUGAGAAGGAUGAGAAGGAGGAGGAGGAGGACGUCCUCCAUAAAUUGCUAACCACAGACAUUGAAAAUAUAAAGGAAGAAGAUUUCCUGAAGUUUAGUCUACUUAGCGACUCGAGGGAGUUUAAAAACUACGAACGGGUGGACAGUGGGGAGACGUAUGAGAGGGCUCCAAGCGAUCGUUCGAAGGGGGGUAUAGAGGUAGAUGGAGCUAAGGGAGACGAGGCGCAAGACCAUCUAGAGGAUAUAUCCAUCCAGCGUAGAGAAGGAGACAACAGCGAAGUGUUUUUUGAGUGCAACGACAGUAUGGUUUCGGUGGCCAAGAGGGAGGCAGCGGAAUCGAUGGGUGAAGAAGGGGGUAGGAGCAGCUACAGGGUAAAGGAAGAACAGGGGGUGGCUAGAGGAGGACAGGAAGGGGAGGAGGAGGACGACGAGCCUCUCGAUGCGAAAAAAUCGAUCAGUGCAGAAGCGCAGUGUAAGGAGGAGGACACUCAGGUGGGCACUGCGGGUAGGAAGUCGGCCCUGGAGAGGCUUCCCGCCGAUGAAGCAGUGCCGCCCACGGAGAACGUCACCAUACAGUAUAGGGCGUCCACGCAUAGGCGGAGCGAACGCGCGAGGGGGGUCAGCACGGAGGAAGCUUCAGCUGAGGAGGACAAGGCAAAGGGGGACGGAGGUGAAAGCGGAAAUGUAAAAGAUGGUGACGGCGAUGGUGGUGCUGCAAGGGGAGGUCACUUGGAAGGAGAGACGCAGUCAAAGGGGCAACCAAAUGGGCAACCAAAUGGGCAGCCAAACGGGCAGCCGAACAGGGCGGACGAACCCAUUUUGAGGCGGUUCACUGAAGGUAGGAAUGCCACCGAGAGGGAGACGAUAAACAUGGGGGCAGUCCCCACGGAGGCGGACAAUCGGGAGGCACAGCAAAAUAGCUUUAGGGUGGCGAAGGCGAACAGGAGAGCUAGCUACAGCGUGAGUAUGCAUGCCAGGGACGAUGAGGCGCAGGCGAGGUUCAGGGACAGGAAGAGCCUAAACGAGAAGGGAGGAACGGCUGGGAAGAGUGUGCAUGUGGAGAGGCUUGCGGGGAAGCCCCAAGUGCGCGCUGGGAGUAGGAUGAGCGUGCGGGCGGAUGGUAAAGUAGGGGAGGAGCAGCAGGAGGGCAAGCACUGCAGGUUGAGGGAGUUGCCUGGGAAGGGCGGAGAGGGGGGAGAAGUGGGAGAAGUGGAUGGAGCGGAUGGAGUGGACGGAGCGGAUGGAGUGGACGGAGCGGACGGAGAGGACCGCCUGGACGAGGUGAACCCCGCGGAGGAAGAGAAGGAGGCCGUGCUUCGAAAGGCGGAACUGUUUAGUCGGGGGGGAGGCGAGCAGUACAGGCAGGAAAGGAGCUACGAGGAGGAGCAGGUCCAUGUAGCGGCGGAUACCUACGGUGAGCUUCAUGGAUCGGACGAGGGCCCUUUGCAGGUGGAGUGGGGGCAGGCUGGGCAAUUGAGGGCCCGAGGGAGAUACACUACGCACAUCGGACAGGGAGCCUUCGGAGGAGGAGGGUCCAGCGACGAUAUGCAGGAGUUGAGCAAACACGCAAGGGCCAAUUCGGACGAGGGGAACUAUAAGAAGUACGUGUAUGACGAGGUGGAGAGGGGUCAGCAGGACGUGGGAGAGGGGUUCUUCGUUGAGGACGAUUUGGACCUCGCCGAGGACGAGGAGGACGCGGAGCAGAGGUACAACGAAGGAGACGCAGAGCAGAGGAACUGCGAAGAAGACACAGAACAGAGGUACAACGAAGGAGAAACAGAACAGAGACACAACGAAGGAGAAACAGAGCAGAAGAACCGCCAAGAACAGUCGCGACGAAGACAGAGGGAACAAAACAAAGAACUGAAAAAAAAGUUAAACGAAAAUUUGAUAAAAAAACAGGAAAUGAUUAAACAAAUGACACUAGCAAUAGUGAGGAGGUGUAGAAUAUACUCCCUGAAGGAACUAAAAAGUAACAGAAGGAAUUUAGCUAACCUGAUGCAGUUAUAUGAACACAUAAGGGACAUGAUGUUUUCGUAUGUUGGGAAGAUAAACCAACUAAACAAUGUAAGCGUGCAGUUAGAUGAAGCUAUUCUAAAAUAUGAAGUAACACAGCUCAGAUGUAGUAGAACAAAAAAAGCGAUUGAGACUCUAAAAAAAUAUAAUACCAAAAUGGAAAUAAAAAUAAAGGAGAAAAAGAGCCUACUGACAAAACAGGACAACGUGUUGAGUAAAAAAAUGGAAAAAAUAUGUGCCAUGACAGAGGAACUAACGAAAUUGAAGAAUAUAUACAGUGAAGGGUCGUCAAGGAAACAAGAAAUACAUCUAAUUAAUCUGUAUAAGAAAAAGGUGGGAGAUCUUAAGAGUGUCGAAAUGGUUAAGGGUCUCAUCAUAAAUAACUUCAGCAAGUAUGGAAUUAAUUUCGAGUUACUCAAUUCUAACUACCACAAUUUUUCUACUUUGUAUGACUAUCAGGGGAUCGAUUCGUUUUUCCUUCGCCAGGGAGACGCUUUGAUGAAGGGGUUGGGUCUUAACAGGGAGGGGCAGGCGGAGGAGGUAGACGUGUUUAACGGGGGAGAAGCGGGGCAACACCAGCAGAAGGGGGAAACGACAAGCGGAGUGGCGGCGGGGGGGGCUGUCCCAGGGAUGGUCACCUCGGGAGUGGCUAUCCCAGGAGUGGCUAUCCCAGGAGUGGCUAUCCCCGGAAUGGCUAUCCCCGGAAUGGCUGCCACCCACGGGGCCCCCCCUCCACAGGAGGAACACCCCAGAAAGGGGGACAACCAACAGCUGUAUGACAUAAGCGAUCUGUACGAACGAGAGUGCAAACUGAAAAACGGUUACAGGAAAAGGAACGCGAAGAGGGGCGCAACCAUCCUGAACAGUCAGGUCUCAGAAGAAGACAUGAAUUGUGGAUGGCCAUAUAACAUAACUAUUGAUAUCAUAUUUUGCAAUGUCAAUAGUGUGGCGGUGCAAAGAGAGACGGAGAAUUACAAUCUCGUUUCCUCUCCUGUGAAGAUAAAAAAUAUGAAACAUCUGAUUGCUAAUAAAAUGCAUCUCUUGGGUGGAGAGAGCGGCGGAGUGGCGGGUAUGGGAGGAGUGGGAGGCACCUCCGCGGAGGCAAGCAGAAAAUACAUCAAGCUUUUCCGGCCCUACAAAAUACAUAUUAACUCAUUUGACAAUUUCAAGGACAUCACUUUGACCACAUAUUACAAAUACAUAAGUAGCGAGAUUUUGUAUCUUCACAUAUGGAAUAAACGACACGACAGGGAGAGCUACUCCCUAAGAGUGAACAGUCUGCAAGAUAAUGGGAGAAAGAAGAGGAGAAAGCACGUGCAGCUUUUGAAAAAAAAUAUCGAGUGCUACUCCUACUACUGCAGCGAUAGCCACGUGGGAGUGGAGUGGAAGCUGCAACUCGAAAUCGUCAAGUAUAAGCUGCUAGAGGUGGUUAACAGGAGGCUGCAGAGGUACACGAACCGGGAGAGUAGCAACCUCGUCGGUGGGAACGCCAACAAUCUGCAGCACCGGCACUUGAACGGGAAUGAGGCAACCUUCCAGCAGAAGGGAGAGGGCGGCACAGCGAAGCCAAACAAAGAGGCCCUCAUGUACCUAGUGGAGGAGGCCGAGUACGCCAGUAUCAUCCUGAAUAACGUCCUGAGUCAGUACAAGCACCUGCUGAAGUGCUUCCUCUGUCUGUCUAACACCUUCUUCGAUUACCACCAGCACGUGGUCAUUUUCAAGACGAUCGUUUUGUCCCAGCAGAUUUGCCCGCACGCAUUCUGGCUCUACCUCUACAUCAACCUGGAGGAGGCGUUCACCUUCGCCUCGCUACUCCACGGCAUCGUCCAAGUGAAAGUGGAGAGCGUCGACGAGGAGGAUAAAUACAACGAAGACUGCAAAGCGCUGAACAGUAACAUCGUUAAAACGCUGCAGCAGUGCAUCUUCGCCCUCAAGUCGAAACCCCUGGAUCUCUCCGAGAGGAUAAACUCCUACAACGUGGUGGACGUGAUCUAUGCCGUCGUCAUGAAUGAGAAUUACAACUUCCACAGCUACCAGAACAACCUCGAGGACAACAUAAAAAAGUUGACGUCCUGUGAUACAUUCAUAAACGGUGUUGUGAGUAAGAACAUCGUCGUCCCGAUAGAAAUUAAAAAGUGA
Messenger RNA from Plasmodium cynomolgi strain B, 5823 nucleotides. RefSeq lists its product as hypothetical. The transcript is spliced from 4 exons. Bases 1 to 5823 code for a protein of 1940 amino acids. The record is from RefSeq and is a predicted model, not a curated record. NCBI's taxonomy places the organism in Eukaryota, Apicomplexa, Aconoidasida, Haemosporida, Plasmodiidae.